This is a messenger RNA of Orbicella faveolata, 2604 nucleotides long. RefSeq lists its product as uncharacterized. Lineage: Eukaryota; Metazoa; Cnidaria; Anthozoa; Scleractinia; Merulinidae. The record is from RefSeq and is a predicted model, not a curated record.
AAUUUCUUCAGCCAGCUAGAGAUCUAUGAAAGUUUACCAUUCAUGAUUCCCAGAAAUUUGUAAAAUUUACAUUUUUGCUUCGUAACGUUAACCGUUGUGCAGACUACCGUAAAGUUUGAUGUCAUAAAUUCGAGAAAAUUUGAUAUUUUCUGCUUUUCUUCUUUGCUCCACGAAGUUCGUCGUUACCUCGGUAGUUCUGCAACACCACAAACAGAACUUGGAGUGCGCGGGUCGGCUACAUGUCGUCGUUUGGUUCUAAUAUCUUUAUAAGAAAAGCGUGAUUAUUCACUACGUGGUUCACAAAGUUUCAUUUAGGGUUAUUACAUACAAACAAAAUCAUAUUAAGUUUAAAAGCUGAAACAAUCCAACUGGUUUGUCGCUUGUCGAUAAAAUUACCGAAAAAAAACGUUGGUGCGAUGUUCGAAAACCGUUGAUGCUCAUUAAAAUUCUGAAUGUUAAAUGUUGCGACCACAUUGUAUCUAUAUAUACACAAGUUUUCUGCAACUGUGGUAUUGACUGCGAUUCUGCCGGCAUCUAGACUCGGACUACAAGGAAACUAAAUUGACGUGAGUUGCUUUUUGAUGCUUUCAGCGGCCUUCACACGGCAAACUAAAGUUGGCAAACUCAAGUUGGUGUGUGAACGUCACAUAAACAGUCGGCAAACACGUUUGCAAACUGUUGGCGACUCUAUUCUCGCCAACUUUUUCACCAACUUUUUCAUGUUGGUAAACUCGUAUCUGACGUGUGAACGAUUGGCAAAUAUGUCUUGGUAACUGUCAACCAAUCAAAACACGCGCUCUAUUCACGUGAUUCAUUUGCGUGACACUUCACAAAAUGGCGGACGCAAGUCAAGAUAUACGCGAGGCCACUUUUAAAUUUAUCGAAGAGGUUCACAAUUGUCUGGCUGUGUGGGACGUUUCAUCUGUAGUCUUCAAAGAUACUAAAAACAAACAAAAGAAAGGAGGAGCUAGAGGACAAACUGAGUUUCGUCCAAACCUUUCUCGCUUUCUGUUUGUUCUCUUCUCUUCUUCUGUUCCAUUGUUGUACGUGAGUGCCACUGCACUAAGUCGGUCAUGUUGCAAAUUACCGCGUGUUGUGAUUUGACGUGAGUUUGACGAGCGAAGGAACGAGUUUGCCAACACGGGUAUACCAACCUAAGUUUGCCGUGUGAAGGCCGCCUUAGAUUACUAAACGUACAUUUUUAUAUAGCGGACUGUUUCUAGCUGGCGCCAGUUUCCCCGGUACGUUAUCGAGAAAACAGUAUUAAGCUUGACUACUAUCGAUUUUGAUGGAAAAAUGGAAAUAUGCACCACCAUACUCUGCGCCAAAUAAAAAGAGCCGGUCGUUAAGAAGUUGAGUGCUUCGAGUGGGCGCGCUAUAGAAAACAUAUGCCUCAAGCAAAUUCCAUACGGGGAGCACACGUUUCCCAAAUGAAAUGGUUUUCCGUCCAUGAAUUAUGCAGAGUCGUCGGUCUCAAAUGAAAAAAAAGAGAUCUAUUGGGCCCCUUUUGAUACCAGCCUAUGGCUGAUGGGGCUAUCCUUCCUAAAUGAAGAUGACUUGACUUGACAUUGGGAUGUUUUGGGGCGUACCCAUUGUCAACUAAAAUAUUGGGCAUUAGUUUUAGCCUCCCUCCUCCCCUCCCCCUUCCCCUUCCCUCCCCACUCAAUCCACCCCAUCGGGAAAAACUCGGGAAUAGAAGUUUUGGAUUUAAGACAUCAAGUGGCCUGCAAUGACCUCCUCCUGUGUUCUGGGUCCUAGUCAUAAUUUUCUAGGGACAAAUAAGAAUCUCCGUCGUUCGUGAGUACGAGCUCGAAAAGAAAAGUUACUCCGUUAGCAUGUAAAUGAUUCUGCUUGUACAUGUAGAUAUUUGUAAGCUUUAUAGCCAGAACUUGUCUUUUUUGUGUGCCUAGCCUCCCACGUAGACGUCUUAGGCUAUUUUGUGCCUAGCUUAUGUCGUAUUUCUGGGUUUUAGUUUAAUAAGAGAUACUUUUACGUUUGUCUCAGUGCUUCUAGGAGCUUCCAGGCCUUGGUUAUUUUACUGCCGCCUUUGCUACUACACCAGGUUGAUCGUAGAGAAAACCACCAAAAUAACAUUCGGAGAUGAUCAUGCCUGGGUAUCUGUUGGCCAGUUCAGAGCAGGAAAAAAGCGGUCCGAAGUGUAUCCGUAACUCCUGUGGUCUGCUACUCCUUCUACUUUUUAUGUUAUUUCAAAAUGGAUCUUCCAAAGUGAUCUGUUUAGAGGACCAGACAGAAUUUCUGCCAAAUGAGGUUUUUCUACAAGUAAUCGCAAGUAACAGUGCAAUGGACGGAAUGAUGGAGGAAACGGAGGAAGCUAAUGAAAACUACAGUUUCAGAAAUAACGACAGAGACGAGUACGAUGAUGAUCAAUGCAAUCAUGGCGGCUGUGAUGAAGAUGGUCAUGACGUUACCAUUGCCCCUGUUGGUUUAGCUGCUGCUAUCGUCGUUGUAGUAGCAGCUGUUAUAGUCGUUGGUGUUGUUGUACGGGGUGGCGGCGGUGGCGGCGGUGGCGGCGAGCAGAACCGAACAAUUGAAGUUGUUUUCAAGAACCAAGACAAAAGCUGGACGCUGCUACAAGACCAUUAG